Molecule: messenger RNA, 4503 nt
Organism: Mercenaria mercenaria
Lineage: Eukaryota; Metazoa; Mollusca; Bivalvia; Venerida; Veneridae
Exons: 29
Coding region: 301-4503 (1400 amino acids)
Molecular function (GO): calcium ion binding
Source: RefSeq, a predicted model, not a curated record
GCUCUGCGCACUUCCGCGAGAUAUUGAGGAAAUAGUGUCACUCAUUUUAUCUUGCAAGCGGUUUUCGGUCGCGCUCAAAUAUCAAAACAAACUAUUGAUAACAAUACAUUAUAACUCACACCAUUUUACUUGGUUUUAACAUCGUGGAUCAUUGACACUUAAAGAGAACAUAUGUUUCCAUUAAAUAAUCGCAUUUAUAUCUGUGAAUUAUCAUAAUUAACGAUAAUAACGAAUAAUUGUGCACGGAGAUUUUAUAAUAAGCAUAACAGAUUUGUAUCGAAAGUCAAGAAAACAUUGAAAAUGGGAAACAUCACAAAAACUCUGAAAAUAUUUCAGCAAGCGUUUAUUGUGUUAACUGUUGUGUACAUUUUACUAAUUCAACCAACAGCUUCAAGGCCUGACGAUAACAAUCUGUCUGUGUGUAAAGCGUUCACAAGGAACAAGGAAAUCAAGAAACGUAUAGAAACCAGACAGAGACAUGCUCCUCCGUGCGCAUGCGCCGAACAACAAAUGACGUUGGACAGUUCUUUCCAGAAAAUAGAUAGAUGUUAUGUACAAUGGUUCUUUGAAUAUGGCGUCAAACAAAAAUGCUGCUACAAUGAAAUUGGCGAAUUACAAUUAGGUGUUCCAGGCGGAGGAUAUCUCUUGUUAGAAGAAAUAAAUAUGUCGUAUAUUAAAGGAAGCUGCUGUAGUAAUACAGAAACAUGUCACGUGUUCUAUGAAAUUAACCAAUCACACAACUGCAGUUCAUAUAGUCCUCUUCAAACAGUAACAUCGUGGGGUGAUCCAACAAUACAGACUGUUGAUGGUGCAGAGUAUGAUUUCAAUGGUCAUGGUGAAUACGUGUUUCUUAAAACAAGUCGUUUGGAGAUUCAGGCCAGGACUGAUUACGUUACUUCCACUAACAAAGACGCAACUGUAUUCUCGGCGUUUGCCCUUUUUGAUAAGCCGUCGGGCGAGCAAAUUGAAUUCCAUCAUAAUAAAACUGCAGAAGAUAUUAUUAUUUACCGGAAUGGAACGAAAUAUUGUAAUGCAAAGAGAGACGGCAUAAACAGACCACAACCUUGUCGUAACCCUCCUAAUCCUAAUUACAAGUGUUUUAUACUUGCUGGGGCAGGGAUAGUAUUGGUUCAAAGAUGUGGUGUUGGAGUCUUUGCAAGUAACAUACAAAUAAGUACUGCUGGACAAUUUAUGAAACUGACAAUUACAAAAUCUCAAACGACGGAUAUAGAACCUAUGAAUAUAUCUGGCCUGGCCGGAAAACUUCAAAAUGGCAACCUCUUAGGAAGACACGGUUCACAGGUGGACAUUAAUGCCACCGCUUAUGCGAUAUACAAUUUAAGUGAAACAUGGGCACUUCAAAACGAAAAUGAGAGUCUUUUCUUCUAUAACAUAACUGGUGGUAACUAUACAGUAUACAAUGGACAACAUACUGUACCACGAUUUCUGGAGACACUUGUAGGAAACCUGACGGAGCUAUUUAAAACCUUUUCGCCUGAAAAUAUAACACUGUUCAAUAAGACGUGUAGAAAUUACUGGAACAGUGAACCCAAUAAGCAAUGUUUGCUUACAAUUGCAAGAACGAAGGAUUUUAGUAUUGGAUUAGAUGUUAUGACCGAGGUUAAUGAAACACGAAGAAAAUGGGAGAUACUGAACAAUGAAGCUCCUAAAUUCCUGGAUGGAAUGCCGAAAAAUAUUACAGUAAUUUUCAAAAAAGAUUUGUAUUGGGCGUUAGACCUGAAAGAAUAUGCAAGUGACGAUGCAGACACCGCAUUAACAUACAGCAUUCAAACAGGCCUUCCAAAAGAAGAAUAUUCACUCGACAAUGGUGUGUUUAACUGGACUAUCGGAACAGGAUUACGACACAUAGACACGCAUUUUAUUUUCCUUGCCACGGAUCGUUUCAACACCACAGCAAGCCGCGAGGUCUCUAUACAAUACUGCGGAUGCAAUGAGCCUGUUGAAUGCAAAUUUGAUGUCAGUCAUUCGAUUGCUACAGGAAAACUUAUACAGAAAGCCACCUGCGAAUGCCUGAAGUAUUAUGAAGGGGAUUUCUGUGAAAAGUUUACGAACCCUUGUGAGAACAGCUCCCUUGAAUGUUACAGUGGGCUCUGUAAUGCCACUGUGCCCAAAGCGGACCCAUCGGAUAAGACAUGGCCUUGUUCUCCAUGCCCAAAGGGGCGACAUGAAAAUUUUAUCGGUGACAAACAAAACUGUGAAGAUAUUGACGAAUGUGCCACUACAGAACACAUAUGUCAUCAGGGGUGUGACAACACUAACGGCUCCUACAGGUGUACGUGUGAGAAAGGAUAUGAUCUUGACAGUGAUGGCUCCCAUUGCAGUGACAUAAAUGAAUGUAUCGACAAUGGCCUAUGUAGCCAAACAGAAGUAUGUGUAAACACUAUUGGAAGUUAUACAUGCAAUUGUGCACCAGGUUCUAUGCGUCAUGAAGAAACGAGUACAUGCGUACCUAUAGUGGCUAAAACUUACGUUUCCACAAUUUCAUUUUCCGUCGUUAUAACACAAGGAUUUGACAAAGAAAUGAUAGAUACUGAGGAGAAUAGAAAUAAUAUACAGAAGAAGCUUCAAGAAAGAUAUGAAAAUUCAACAGGCUUUAUAGGAGUACAGGUGGUCAAGCUCUCAAUAACAAUAUUGAUUUCUGGAAACAGCGCAAGAAGGAAACGCGCAAACGAGGAAGGUACUUUGGAUGCACAAUACAUUCUUUACUGGAAAAAUCUAACAAACACAACGACCAUACAGAAAGCUCUCGAAAACACAGAUUCGAUGGAUAGCACAGACAGCCUUCUAGAGGCAGAUGGGGUAAUCACUGGCUUAUUUUUGACAAGUGUAGCCAACCUCUCUGUGAAUACAGAUAUCUGUUCCAUUCCUGGACAACAUGAUUGUGACCAUUUAAGUACGGAGUGUGUAAACCUGGAAGGUGGCUACAAAUGCAAGUGUUUAGCGGGUUACGUAUACGCGGAGUACAGCAAAAAAUAUUGUACAGAAAUAAAUGAGUGUGACUUGUUUGUGAAAGCUAAUUCAACUGAAGACCGUUGCGUGCACGGCUCCUGUGUAAAUGUUCCUGGGUCUUGGAAUUGCACAUGCCCUAAAGACAGGCUGUGGCAGAGUGUUGGUAAUGAUUCAGUAUCAGUUUACAGGUGUCAAGGAAAUUACAGUUAUAUAGGUACCAUCAGAUUCCAUUUGAUGUUUGCUACUUCGAGUGAAGAAGAAAUAGUCGCCUUUGUUAAAGAUCAGCUGAGUGUGACAUUUGGCAAUAAAUCUCUCCAUGAGGAAGCAAACUACGACAUUCAUAUCAGCAGCAUUUUUGUCCAUGCAACUGUACUGACGAUAGAAGAGGACAAAAGCGCAUCCAAUUAUACGCAUGGAAGUUACGAUAUCAUGUUCACUCUGAGACUGGGCGAAAUUGUUGACACAGAUAGACUGAUAAGUGUAAUGAAAAUUCUUUCCGGAAGACGAAACCUUCACAUAAAUAACCGGUCUGACGUUUAUGUCAAAGACUUUCGUAUAUUCAAUGAUUCAGAAAAUAUUCUUUGCAAUCUGACUUCAUACGGCGAUUGUGACGAAGCGACAACAUAUUGCCAACAGCGUAAUGGGACAACGCACUGUGUAUGUAAGUCUGGAUUCGAAAAACGCAGCGAAGCAGACAAAUUCUGCCGAGAUAUAAAUGAAUGUACAAACACGACAUACAAUUGUCUUGGUGGCAGGUGUGAUAAUUAUCCCGGAAACUGGUCAUGUACAUGUAAUGAAAAAAGCUUUGUGCCAGUUCGAGUAGAUGAUUAUACUCUAAAUUGCACAGAAGUACAUUUUAACGCAUGUAAUUCAUAUCCAAACUUCGAAUGUCGAAAUGGAAAUAGAUCUUGUAUCAACGAUAGGUGGACAUGUAACUGCAGGAAAGGAGCUCUGGCAGUAGCAGAGACUGAUGUACUCUACAUAUGUGAAGAUGAGGACGAAUGCGUUAUUAGAAACAACACAUGUUCUAGUCAUGGGAAAUGCAAAAACCACGCGAAUGGUUUUACAUGUGACUGCGAUGAAGGUUAUGGACGGAAUGAUAGCGAUCCAUUUAAUGUAACUUGCAUUGAUAUCGACGAAUGUCAAUCACCAGACUACAGCUGUGUCAAUGGGUUCUGUGGUAAUACUGUCGGUAACUGGACAUGCUCAUGCAAUGAAACAGGUUUUGUUAGAAAACAAGUGACUCCAAAUGCCAUAGUUUGUGAAGAUAUCGAUGAAUGUAAGAACGAACAUUUUUUCUGCGGUGGUGAGUGUACUAACAGCUUUGGAAGUUGGACAUGUGAUUGUACGGCUGGUUUCACAAAAUACACAAACAACGACCAAAUUACUUGCGAAGAUAUCAAUGAAUGUGAUCGGAAAGAUGCAUGUAUUGACUCUGCGUGUAAAAAUCUGGAUGGUUCCUGGACAUGUUUAUGUCAAGAUGGCAAGGAACCCAAAAAGAUUAAUGAUUCUACAAUAGCUUGUACAGGAUAG